Knipowitschia caucasica is the source of this 6276-nucleotide messenger RNA. The record is from the annotation of a GenBank genome assembly. Lineage: Eukaryota; Metazoa; Chordata; Actinopteri; Gobiiformes; Gobiidae.
AUGGACUCGCCAGCUAACGCCAACAUACGCUACCGUUUUGUCGGCGAGCUUUACUUUACCAUCGACACAGGGAACGAGUUGCAUCUGCUGCUGCUGAACCACACGAGUGGAGAGAUCCGAUUGAGCCGGAAACUGGACAACAAUCGAGCGCUUGUGGCUCCGAUGAUGAUCACAGUGACAGAUGGAGCCCACAGUGUCUCGGCUCAGUGCAUCCUGCGUGUUCUCAUCAUCACAGAAGACAUGUUGGGCAGCAGCGUCACGGUCCGCCUCCACAACAUGUCCCAGGACCACUUCCUGUCCCCGCUGCUGUCCCACUUCCUGGAGGGCGUGUCUGCGGUGCUGUCGGUGCCCGUGGAGGAUGUCUUCAUCUUCAACAUCCAGCCCGACCACGACACCUCGCCUCAGGGGAAGACCAUCCUGAACGUGUCCUUCUCAGCCGCACUUCCUGGUGGUCGCUUCUUCCCCUCCGAGGCACUGGAAGAGCAGCUGUAUCUGAACAGGCCCCGGCUCACCGCUCUCACACAAAUGGAGGUUCUCCCAUUCGACGAUAACGUGUGUCUGCGUGAGCCCUGUCAGAACUACAUGAAGUGCAUCUCGGUGCUCAAGUUUAACUCGUCUGCACCGUUCAUCUCGUCCAACUCCAUCCUGUUUCGACCCAUCCACCCCAUCGCCGGCCUGCGCUGCCGCUGCCCGCUGGGGUUCACCGGGGACUACUGCGAGACAGAGAUUAACCUGUGCUACUCCAACCCCUGUCAGAACGGAGGAGUGUGUGCGCGCAGGGAGGGCGGCUACACGUGCAUCUGCAGGGAGAACUACACAGGUGAGCGCUGUGAGCUGGACCGCCGUCAGGGCCGCUGUGUGCCGGGGGUCUGCAGAAACGGGGGCACGUGCAGAGAGCUGUCCGGAGGGGGCUUCCGCUGCGAGUGUCCCGCCGGAGGAUACGAACGGCCCUACUGCACCGUCACCGCACGCUCCUUCCCCCCCAAGUCCUUUGUCCUGUACAGAGGCCUGAGACAGAGGUUCCAUCUGUCUCUAUCUCUGUCGUUUGCCACUUUGGAGAACAAAGGGCUCCUCUUUUACAACGGUCGCUUCAAUGAGAAACACGACUUUAUUGCUUUGGAGAUUCAAGACGGACAAGUGGUCUUUAGAUACUCCACUGGUGAGCUGUCGACCCAGGUGAGCCCCUUCGUUCCUGGGGGAGUCAGCGACGGAGACUGGCACACUGUUCACAUCCGAUACUACAACAAGCCUCGCCGCAGUGCCAUCGGGGAGGCCCAGGGUCCCUCCGAUGAGAAAAUGGCCGUGGUGAGUGUGGACGACUGCGACACGUCUCUUUCUCUGAGAUUCGGGGCUCAGCUGGGGAACUACAGCUGCGCGGCGCAAGGAAAGCAGACCAGCAGCAAGAAAUCUCUAGACCUGACUGGACCCUUGUUUCUCGGUGGUGUUCCCAACGUUCCCGACAACUUUCCGUUUGGCUCUCGCGAGUUCAUCGGCUGCAUGAAGGACCUGCACAUCGACAGCAAGCCCCUGGACAUGGCAAACUUCAUCGCUAACAACGGCACAAUCGCUGGCUGCAGUGCAAAGACGUCUUUCUGUAAAUCCAACCCGUGCCAGAAUGGAGGAACCUGCAGAGUGAGCUGGGAGACCUUCUCCUGUGACUGCCCCCUGGGGUUCGGUGGCAAAGACUGCAGUCAUGUUAUGCCCCACCCUCACCGCUUUCUGGGCCACAGCGCCCUCUGGUGGGACCUGAAAAAUGACGUGACCAUCUCCACGCCCUGGUACCUGGGGCUGGUGUUCCGAACGAGGGCCAAGGAGGGGACCCUGCUGCAGGCUCAGGCGGGACAGUACACCAGCCUGCUCUUUCAGGUAUUGAAUGGUCAGCUGGUGUUCUCGGUGACGCGUGGAUCCACUCGUCCGGUGCGGUUACGUCUGGACCAAGUCCUGGUGUCUGAUGGGAAGUGGCACGACCUGCAGCUGGAACUCAGAGACGUGCGCAGCGGUCGAGAGACCAGAUAUGUUGCCACAGUCAGGCUGGACUUCGGACUAUACCAGGGCACGGUGAUAGUUGGGAACGAUAUCCAUGGGCUGAAAGUGAAGCACCUCCAUGUGGGCGGCGUCUUGGGGUCUGGUGAAGUAACCAAUGGAAUCAAAGGGUGUAUCCAGGGUGUCCGAUUGGGAGUGCGCCCGGACCCCCCUCCCCUGCCCAAACCAUCCCGCUCGGUGAAGGUGGAGUCCGGCUGCACGGUGGGCAACGCCUGUGUCUCCUCCCCAUGCCCCUCCCACUCACGCUGCAACGACGUGUGGGAGAAGUUCUCAUGUGACUGCGAUCCAGGUUAUUACGGUAGAGGCUGCACAGACGCUUGUCACUUAAAUCCAUGUGAGAACGAAGCCAAGUGCCACCGCAAGCCCAGCUCCUCCCACGGCUACAGCUGCGACUGCGGAGACAACCACUACGGACAGUACUGCCAACACCGGAUUGAGCAGCAGUGUCCUAGAGGCUGGUGGGGGUCUCCAAACUGCGGUCCCUGUAACUGUGACGUGGACAAGGGCUUUGAUCCAGACUGCAACAAGACCAGUGGGCAGUGUCAAUGCAAGGAGUUCCACUACCAUCCCCACAGCUCCGAGUCCUGCCUGCCCUGCGACUGUUAUCCAAUAGGCUCCUUCUCCAGAUCAUGUGACCCAGAAACCGGCCAAUGCCAGUGCAGACCUGGAGUUAUCGGCCGUCAGUGCAACAGCUGCGACAAUCCCUUCGCCGAAGUCACCAACUCCGGAUGUGAAGUGAUCUACGAUGGCUGUCCCAGGACCAUCACAGCGGGGAUCUGGUGGCCUCGAACAAAGUUUGACCUCCCGGCUGCAGUCCCAUGCCCCAAAGGAUCUGUUGGAGCUGCCAUCAGACACUGCGAUGUGGAAAGGGGCUGGCUGGAGCCCGACCUCUAUAACUGCACCUCUCCUCCGUUUGUGGAGCUCAACACUGCUUUGGAUUCUCUGGAGCGUAACGAGACCGAGCUGAACACCAUCGUGGAGAAGAAACUGGCCCAUCAGCUCCGAGAUGUGACCGAGUCCACGUCUCGUCUCUAUGGAAACGACUUGAUGAUCGCGGAACGCCUGUUGUCCCGCCUCCUGACCUUUGAGACGCAGCAGAGUGGCUUCGGUCUCACGGCAACGCAAGACGCACACUUCAGCGAGAACGUAGUGCGUGGGUGCAGUGUGCUCUUGGGGCCUUCGGCUGCAGGACUGUGGCGCUCGCUGUCCCAGAAUCAGGCUCAGGUGUCGGGUCCGGCUCAGCUGACGGACCUCAUGGGGCAGUACGCGCAGACACUGGCUCAGAACAUGAAGCUCACCUAUCUCAACCCUGUGGCCCUCAUCGCUCCAAAUAUUGUGAUGAACUUGGACCGUAUAGAGAACCUCACCCACGUGCGGCGCCGCUUCCCCCGUUACCACACCUCCCUAUUCCGGGGCCAGACGCUGUGGGACCCCUACACCCACGUGAUACUGCCCCCUGCUGCCCUGGUGCCACAACGCCAUCACACACACAGCUGGAGGGAGAGGGAGCGUGCAGACAAAGAAGUCUUACCCUUGACCCCUCCAAACCCUGGCCCCGCCCCUUCCAGUGCCUCCACCAAUCAGACACGAGAAUACAGCAGCUCGGCCCGUCGCUCCGCGUCUCUGUCCGAGCCUCCGUUCACCAUCGUCAUCCUGCUCAUAUACAAGAGUCUGGGAGCCGCUCUGCCUCCAAAGUACCACGCCGACAGGAGGGGCGUCAGGUUGCCGCGACACCCGGUCAUGAACUCCCCGGUGGUCACUGUGUCGGUCUUCAACAACCAGUCGUUUGUGAGCGGACACCUGGAGCAGCCGGUGGUGCUGGAGUUCAAGCUCCUGGAGACCGCCAACCGCAGCAAGCCCCUGUGUGUGCAGUGGAACCACAGCGAGUCGGACUCAGGGGGCUGCUGGACGGUGAGGGACUGUGUGGUGGUCUACAGGAACACGUCACAUGUCCGCUGCCAGUGCCAUCGACUCGGCACGUUUGGAGUUCUCAUGGACAGCUCCCAUCGAGAGCAGUUGGAGGGAGACCUGGAGAUCUUGGCUAUGGUCUCGUACUCGUCGCUCUGCCUGUCCAUGCUGUGUCUGCUGAUGACCGUUCUGGCGCUGUCCUGUCUGCGCCUCAAGUCCAACACCCGGAGCAUCCACUGCAACACCGCGGCCGCCAUGCUCCUCUCCGAGCUCGUCUUUCUGCUCGGGGUCAACCAGACCGAGCAGCAGUUCCUGUGCACAGUGGUGGCUAUCUUGCUGCAUUACUUCUUCAUGUCGAUGUUUGCCUGGAUGUUUGUGGAGGGCCUUCACAUUUACCGAAUGCAAACUGAGCAGCGAAACAUCAACUAUGGAGCCAUGAGGUUCUACUACGCCAUCGGCUGGGGAGUGCCCGCUAUAAUCACAGGUCUGUCUGUGGGGCUGGACCCUGAGGGCUAUGGAAACCCAGACUUCUGCUGGGUUUCCAUCGAUGACAAACUCAUCUGGAGCUUUGCUGGACCCAUCGCCAUUGUCAUCCUGAUGAAUGGAGCCAUCUUCAUGAUAGUAGCCAAGAUGUCCUGCAACUCCACUCAGAAAGAAACCAAGAAAUUACCAGUCAUAGCAACAAUUCGCAGUUCUUUCCUGCUGAUGCUCGUCGCCUCCUCUUCUUGGUUCUGUGGGCUGGUGGCUGUCAACAACAGUAUCUUGGCUUUCUACUACAUUUUCAACAUACUCUGCCUUUUACAGGGCGUCUGUGUCCUCCUUGUCUUCACGGUUUUUAACACAGAGGUGCAAGAGGCCUGGAGAGCCAUGUGUUUGGGGAAGAAGAGCCCAGGAGAGGAGCCACCCAGACCGACUCAAAAUGCUACCCAGAACCCGUAUCAAAACGCGUCUCUCCUGGAGCAGAGUGGACUUCACAGGAUUACCUUAGGAACCUCCACCGUCUCCUCUGUCAGCUCUGCCAGAGAAAACCUCCUGGCACGACAAACCAUGGACCAAACCAUUGGCCACACAGGAGCUACCGACCUAGACGUGGCCAUGUUUCACCGAGAUGGAGGUGAGGAUUCAGACUCGGACUCAGACCUCUCCAUGGAUGAAGACCACAGCCUGUCUAUUCCAUCCUCAGAGAGUGAUGACAAUGUCAGACUGAGGGGGCGAAUUCAAAGGAGAUUUAAAAGGACCAAUCAGGGAGAGCGACUUCUCACUGAGCCCACCCACAACGGCACCAAAGUCGUCAUCAUCAUCAUCAUCAUCAUGAAGUCCAGCCAAGUCCUAAGCCCUGGUUUUGUUAUAGACCUGGAUGGGAACGACCUGCUCUCCUAUUGGCCAGCGCUGGAGCAGACAGACUCCAUGCAGCGCCCUUUGGGAUCAGACGCAGCAAACAACAACAUGGAGGCUGCUUUAACCAGCGGAGACGAGAGCUCGACGCAAGGACACAGGCAUCGAAAAGGGAUCUUGAAGAACCGCUUGGGAUGUCCUCCCGCUCUUCAGGGUCUGUCGUCAAUGGGCCGCGUCCCGAGCGAGCUGAACUGGUACCGCACCUCCACUCUGGGGCACCGUGGCGUUCCGGCAGCCUCUUACGGCCGCAUGUACUCCGCAGCCACGGCAAACGCAGCCAAUGCCACCAACACCGGCUCCCUAUCCCAACCGGCCUCGCGCUACUCUUCUCGCGAGCACUUGGACUCCCUGGCUCGAAGACAGCUGUCCAGGGACCCUUUAGGACGCCAAACUGUUGGGGGAUCACGGGACAGACUGGACUCGCGAGGGUCCAGGGACAAUUUGGAUCUGCUUCCCCGAAGGCGUGAUCUCAACUUGGGCCACAACACUUUGGGAAGCCUGGGGUUGGAAAGAUCCUCACGGGAGAAUUUGUCUGCCUCCCGGGACAGAAUAGACAACCACCACGCAUCCAGAGAGGACUUGGGGGUGGACGGGUACCUGGGCGGGUUAAGUCGGAGGCACACUGCGUCCCGGGAGCAUCUAGGGGGCGCUGUGACGAGCAGCCGGUCCAGAGAGGGGCUGGACCAGAGUAGGGAGUGGCUUAGGACGCUACCCCCCAGACAGACAUCACACCCAGAGCCCCCGCUGUCCGCCUCACCCCCGCCACCUAUCACAGAAGAGCAGGACCAGCCACCACCACCAUGCCCCUCCCUGGAUAUCCUCUCCUCCAUCUUGGCCUCGUUUGGCUCCACUGUCCUCCCUUCUGACACCAACAGUGUGUCUGAGCUCUAUCCCCAUCCGGAAGCUCACCGAAGCGAUGGGCAGUCCUAG